AGCGAGCGCGCGCCGCCGUUGUUCGCGUCGCUUCGAGCGCGCGCGCUCAGUUCUCGCCUCGCGGCCACUCCACGCGUGACGGGGGGAGGAGGUUUAAUAAGAAACCGCGGCGCCGUUCUAACACUAAAGACGGUCACAGUCACAGUGCAAAACGUUUAAAGGCAAACCGCUCGGUUAGUGUCGGCAUCGGAGGCGGCGACAUUCCCUCAGUUUUGAAAGCGUUUUUUGAAAAGUGCGCAGCGAAAGUUGUGAGGCAGCUGUUCUUAUCCCCCCCCUUCUUAAUUAAAGGGAUGUCAAAAACCUGAGAAGCGUCCGAGAUUACGCGGCAAGCCACCAAGUCCCCGGUGAGCGAGGCGCCGUGCUGAGAGCGACCGGGCGCGGCCCCCCUCCCCGCGCGUAACGAUGGGCCUCGGAGGGGCCCGCCUGCCGGUGCUGCCCCCGAUGGCCCUCAUCCUCCUGGCCCUGCUCCGCCCGACUCCGCUCUGCUGCUUCCCUGAGGACCCCAAGCCCAUCAGCGUCUUGGACGCCAAAUAUAGCAGUCGUUACCCAGUGUUUCUGGGCCACCGGGUCCAGGAGAACGACAGCAUUGUGGAGACCCGUUCACACCGCCUCGAUUACCAGCUCAUGUUAAAGCUCGAUCGUUUGCUGCUCGUCGCUGAGAGAGAUCACAUCUAUGGCCUCGACUUGGACGCGCCCCUAUCAGAUGAGAUAUAUUACGACAAGAGGCUAACUUGGAGGUCAAGUAAACAGGAGAGGGAGACGUGCUUCAUGAAGGGUAAACAGGAGGCGGAGUGCCGGAACUACAUUAAAGUGCUGCUCAGGAGAGGAGACAACAGCAUGUUCGUGUGUGGUACCAACGCCUUCAACCCCAUGUGCAGAAACUACCUGCUUGACACCUUGGAGGUGGAAGGAGAAGACAUCAGUGGCAUGGCAAAGUGUCCCUACGAUUCACGGCAGAGCAACGUGGCACUCUUUUCUGAUGGAAUGAUGUAUUCUGGAACGGUCACGGACUUUCUGGCGAUAGAUGCAGUCGUGUACAGAAGUAUGGGUGGGGGUCCUACACUGAGAACUAUCAAGCACGACUCAAAGUGGCUCAAAGAGCCCCAUUUUGUUCACGCUGUGGAGUACGGGGAGCACGUCUACUUUUUCUUCCGUGAGAUCGCCGUGGAGUACAGCGUCUUCGGCAAGGUGGUGGUGUCGCGCGUGGCGCGCGUGUGCAAGGACGACGCCGGCGGCUCGCAGCGUGUGCUGGACAAGCACUGGACGUCCUUCGUUAAAGCGCGCCUUAAUUGCUCCGUCCCCGGCGACACUCACUUCUACUUUAAUGAGCUACAGGCCCUGACGGACAUUAUCACCAUCAACGGCAGAGACGUAGUGCUGGGCGUCUUCACCACCCCUGCCAACAGCAUCCCAGGCUCUGCCGUGUGUGCGUUCGACAUGGAGGAACUGCUCAGCGUCUUCCGCGGCCGGUUUAAGGAGCAGAAAAGUUCCGAUUCAGGCUGGACCACAGUGCCCGAAGACAAGCUUCCCAAACCCAGACCGGGAUGCUGCGCCGGCUCUGAUUUUGCCGACGAGUACAAGAGUUCCUCGGACUUCCCCGACGACACCCUGGCCUUUAUAAAAACCCACCCGCUGAUGGAGGAUGCCGUGGGCUCCAUCACAGAGCAGCCUUGGUUCAUCAGAACCCUCGUCAGAUACCGGGUGACCCGCCUGGCAGUGGACCCCUCGGCAGGCCCACACGGCCGUCACACAGUGCUGUUCCUGGGCUCUGAGAUGGGCCUGGUGCUGAAGGUGUUGUCAUGGCCACCACCUGGACCCGACUCGCCUGGCAGCCUCCUCCUCGAGCAGAUCGACGUCUAUAACCCCAAACUGUGCAACAGAGGGGACAAGGAAGACCGCCGCAUCCUGGACAUCCAGCUGGACGUCGAGAGCCACGCUCUCUUUGUCGCCUUCUCCGCCUGCGUCGUUCGCUUGCCGCUGAGUCGCUGCGAGCGCCACGCCAGGUGUAGGAAGAACUGCAUAGCGGCACGCGACCCGUACUGCGGCUGGCAGGACGACUCCUGCGCCCGAAUCAUCUCGCACACGACGGAUCUCUACGAGCAGGAUGUGGACUUUGGUGACACGAAAGGGAUGGCCGAUUGCCAAGUGACAGAGGCGGCCCAUGGCGCUGCCGCCGCUGACACCGUCGGAACAGAGGCCCCCCUUAGGCCCCCGCAUGUGGGCCGGGUGGCACUCGGUCGGUCCUGGUCCCCUGACCGGCGCCGGCUCGACGCCGAUGACCUUGCGGAGGCGCUGCCCACGGGCGCGCUUCCCCCCGAUGGUGUUGUGCGCGAGACCCGAGUGGCGGAGAGCAGCUCGCUGGUGCCGGCGGCGCUGCUCGCCAUCUGCGUGGUGUCGGCGUUCGUGCUGGGCGCAGUCCUCGCCGUGCUCGUCACCUACUGCUACGUGGGCCGCCGGCGCCGCGAGCGCCACUCCAAGGCGCCCUCGGACAGCCCGCCCGGGCGGCCGUACGGAGCGCCGCGACCCCGCGACCUCCACCCCGCCGCGCGGGGCGUGCCGGCGCCGCCGCACAAGAAAAACGGCGUCCUCACGGGCGCCGCCUGCGAGGACGAGGACGGCGCCGCCCAGCGCAAGAAGCCCAAGUCCGAGCCGCUGCAGCAACAGCGGCAGCAGCAUCACCAGCACCUGAUCGCGCCCGUCGGCACGGCCCUGCUGGCGGUGCCGGGACACGACAAGCAGGCACGCGUGCCCAACGGAGUGCGCGAGCCCCCCGAGGCGUUGACGUCGCCGCCGGCGCCGCACCCGGAGCUGCCGGGGCUGCCGACUCCCGAGUCGACGCCCGUGCUGCAGCUGAAGAGCGCCACCGUGGGCAGCAACAAUAACGAGUACGACGCGGCCGCGCGGGGCUACGGCGUCCUCGUCGUCCAGGAGAGGGACGGCCACUCGUGCUCCAGCGACUCGUCGGGCCGUGGCUCCAACCGCCACUCACUGCAGCGCUGCCCGCAGCGGGUGCCGCGCGCCCUCAUCCUGCCCACGGAGCGCGGGCGCAGCUUCCUGUACGGCGACGUGUGCGACGGCGACUCGGAGCGCGGCGUUCGCCUCGGCGCGAUCUUCCCGACGGUCGAGUCUCCCCAGGGCGCAGUGGUGGGGGGCCACGGCUCCCCGGGAUGGGCGCUGCCCCGGCCGCCACCGGCGGGGGGAGGCUCCUUCUCGCCGCACGCAAAGAGGCCCCAGGACGUCCCGGACGUGGCCGCGGGCGGUGAGCGGGUGGGGAGCAGAGGGGGGGAGGUGGCCGCGGUGGACGGCGGCGGCAGCGGCGGCGUCGAGUCGCCGGACUCCUCGCACGAGACCCCGCCGCGGGUGCCUCACCGGGACGUGUCGCUCAAGCGCACGCCCUCGCAGCACACGCCGAGCCGGCGCGUUGACGUGCCCUCCUCCGGAGGCCCGAUGCUCGAGCGCCGACCCAGCACAACGCGCUCCGGGAGCAGCUCGGGGUCACUGAGCCGCAGUCACAGCCACAGCCACAACCACAGCCACCACCGGCAGCAGCAGCAGCAGCAGCAGCAGGGCUCCAGCAACUACAGCAGUGGGAACGGGGGCGGCGGUGGCUUAGGCGUGCCGCCUUGCACGAUGAUCGUGCCGGCGACGUCUUGCUGCAGUCCUCGGCUGGCAGUCGGCCGGCCGCCGCCAGCGCCGGCGAGAACAGACUCGAUACGGUCACGGACGGAUGCCGCCCUGGAGACGGCGCUGGCGUACGCCAACGCGCGGCAGCACCCGGUGUGUCGCGCCGAGUCGUGUCGCGUGCGCCCGGUAACGCGCGCCGAGUCGAUGCGCGCCGCCACCUAUCGGCAACAGCAGCAGCAACAGCAGCCUCAUUUGGCUUCUCCCUCAUCGGCCUCUUCCCCAUCGGCAUCGCUCAUCGGUACUGGCCUGCACGUGGCCACGACGCCGAACGGAGGAUACCAUUCUCUGCCGAGGGGUACCCACGGUAGGAGGGGGCACGUGGCCAGGGUCGCCAAGCCUGAGGUGCCACCCAAGCCGUUCUCCAACGUUGCUUCCCUGACAGUGGCAAGCCAAGCGGCCGGGCCCUCGCACCAGUUUGAGUAUUAAAUCACCGUGUAAGGGGUUGCGUCCGCAAGGUGUUCAUCCUUGUACAUUUAAACGUCAUGCAUUUUAAUAGCUGCGCCCGUUCGUGCCUGGGUGCGCGGCCUUUCGCGAGAGGGUCUCGUUGCCACCACGGGUGGCCCAUGUGCUGGCGUGGCGCGUAAGAGAGUGGGUGAUUUUAAACGGGUGGAGUGAAGUCGUUUUAAAAGUGCCACGUGACACCGAGCUGAAGGUCUUGCACAGCUGUGCUGUGCGCUUUGGUAGCGGGUGUUGCAAUCGAGCGGUCGACCGAGCGGACUGGGGGAAUUUGCGAAUGGAACAGGUCACAAAUGACCAGCCCCAUCACUCCCGACUCUGGGAACAUUUUGUAUAUUUUGCAGAUUACGUCAAUGUGAAAUGAACACGAGUUCAAAGAAAAUGUGCGUUCAGAAAAGGAGAGAAAGGACUAUUCCACGUAUAUAUUUUGUUAUUCAUAAUUGAAAAGAAAAAGCUAAAAAAAAUUGAAUAUAAAAUUUAAAAAAAUGUCCUUACCAUUCAUCGUCAAGUGUUCUAGUUUCUUUCAACAUAACCUACCAGAAGUAGAAGCAAUGAUUCAGUAGAAAUCUGCAAAAGCAGAGAGUAGCCGAUUUAAAAUCAGGAAACCGUAAACGUGUUUUUGUAUCGCUUAAAUUUGACAAAUACUGUACUCGGAAUUGUUUGUCAAACGUCUGCGUGCUUUUUUCCUGCACACUGAGGGUGACGCGUCGGCCAUCACCAUGGCCCCGGUUCAUCUGGAGGUGCUAAACCAGUACCGCUGCUUGCGUAGCGUACGCAGGCGCCCGUUGGGAAAGCGCAGUCGCAACUGGACACCACUGACACGCGUCCCUUCAUUUACUACUGUUUAUGUUCACUGGUGAAGUAACGCUCGAAGCCCAGAACAUCGCGCAAAACUGGGUUUAGAUGAGGCCGAGCUUAGGGGUCAGUACCUUCUGCCAAUCUGAAGGUGCAUUUGGCAGCUAUGUGGCGUGUGGUGAAGGUAGUGCUUGGUGCACAUGUCUUGCGGCAGCUAUCGAACGAGUAAUCAGACAGAGUUAGCGGUGGGGGGGGGGGGGCCCAGGGGGGUGCUAGGUUCUUGUACGCUUACACACAGUGUUUUUUUUUUUACGUGGGGAAAAAAAAACCCUCUAAAAUAGUGCAUUAGAAUAACUAAAUUAUUUUAAUCGAUGGUGCACUUAAUGCAGCAUUCAUGCCAGGUUUUAUUCCCAGGCGUACUAUAAAAUUAAUAAUGUACAGCUCUUCGUCAAUCCACUGAUAGCUGUAGGCCUCCACACGCCAAUUUAAUUGUGAUUUUUUUCUUUUUUACCAUACUUCACAAUGUUGGACCGUGGCAAGUUGGUGAAGGAGCAGUUGAGAUGCCACUCGCCACUGAUGUUAGCCGUGGCCGGGAAAUGAAACUCAAGUCGCCACCAUCGUCGCACGGUGCCCUGUUUAACCACUGCACCAGCGCCUCCCCCUAAUAACAACAACUGAGAAGAUAAAUGUGCAUCGGGUUUUAAACACACGACACCGGCCUGUUGAUGUUAGUCCAGGCGAGGUUGUAGGUGCAAGAGUGCACCAAAUUGACAGCACCGCACCUCCUUUUCUUCAUUGGGCAUUUGAAGAUUUCCUUAACAAAAAUUUAUAUUUUAACCUAGACGGUCGCCUAUUACACUGUUGUUUGCAAGAGAGGGGGCGGUGGGGGGGCUGGGGCCGGGUGGCGGGGGGAGUAGCUCACGCAGCCGUCUUAACGUGCGCCUGCGCACGUACGUGACCUGGUUGCAACGCUGCGCGGGUUGAGCGGCGCCCAUUGGUCCCCGCCGCCGCUGCUGCACCGGAUGAGCACCUCGAGCGUGUACGCUCCGCGCGUAUCCUUCGGCAAUUAACGCCUCCGUGCGUGCGCUGGUUUGGUGCGGCGAGGUGGGGGGGGGUUACGGUGCAAAAACCCGGCGUGGCGGCGAGACAGAGAGUCCUGGUUUCGCCAGUGGCCGUGUCGGUGUGGCACAGAUCGCUGCACCGGAUUUACCGAUUAACAGAUUCCUUGGCGGGUGAUGCGAGGGGUUCAUUUCAAUUAAUUUAUCCGUCCAGGAUACAGAAUGAGAUGCUGAGAAACAAGAAGGUUCUUGCUGCCAAGGUCCUGAGGGCAAUACAUUGCCGGUCGGGCUCUGUUUUCUCGCCCCUCUGAUGAUUAGCUGCCUCUGUCAUGCAGAUAAUUAUUCCGAUUCUGGGUAGCCGAGUGGUCCGCGUGUUGUGGCCAGUAAGCCGACGUUGCACAGAGCUAAUUGGUGCAUAUAAUUGACAAAUUGUGCGAUCUGCUCCAGGGUGGACCUCGUAAGAAGCUGUGACGGCAUUUGCAAGAGUACGCCAGCGUGUGCUAAUUAAAUGUGCGGUCAAAAUGACGAAACUUCACAUUGCGUUCAAGAAAAGAAAAAGCUGCCUUUCACGCAACGAAGGUGAUCAGAAUCCCCCUUUGCUGACGAGAGCACAGUUCAUCAAGUUGCUGCUUGUUGAGAAAAUUGAUUUUUCUUGACUUUGACACGGGGUGGCUUGGAGUGGAGUUUUACAAGUGGCUCAGGGUAAAUAUUUCACGUUUUUUGUGUUAUUAUAUUAUUUACAUCACAAGCACCACGCGAGGACACAGGAGGGUGCCUUGAUUGAAUUCCUGUGCAACGUUUUGCAGACGUAAAUAAAUAAAUAUCCCUCGAUACCUUUGGCAAGGAAGAGCCACCGCACACUGCCGCUGUUACCACUCCCAAUUAAUCGUUGGUCCAGUGUUAAAAUUCCCCAAAAGGAAAAAGUGCUUCCAUAUAAACAAUCCACACGUUGAGUAAUUAGACCACGGUCUCGUUUAAAUAUAUAUAGUACAAAAAUAAGAACAUUUUGAACAAGUGCGGAGUUGUGCGACCAGCGUGCGAUAGGGAGGAAGCACGUCCACUUUGGUGAUCGGCACCACCACACACCCCGGCAGCAUUUGUUGCUUUCUCCCCCGCAACAUCUGUGGCGCCAGGUGCUCAUUUGAGGCUGAGCUAACCUGAAGGGGGCCCUUGCUGGGUACUGAGGUCAAACUCUUAACACGGGUCACCGGAGUGUAUGAGCACAGUGUGCGAUAAGGAUCUCUGCAAAACACAAGACUUGCCUCCGUUAGUUCCAGGUCAUGACUUUAACAUUGAACCCUGCGUAACCUUGCAAAUUAUUUUGUAUCUACAUAUAUUUUAUUACUAAAAUCACAAAAGCACACAGUCCCACACCCAGACGUUUCACGUAGCAGCUCUCCCCGUGCGCGAAUGGAGGGACACUUUGUUUGUCUUCGCUUUAUUUUCUAUCUCGGGAGUUAAUUUCGUCACGGCGCGUAGUCCAGGAACUCCACCCCUAAGCUUUGCGAAAGGUCCCGAAGCUCACCCAACGCCAGCCUCGAGCGCGCGCGCCGCGUAUGGGUAAUGCAAAACGCUCGGCUCCAAAAAUUCUCAGCGCCCGCCUUUGCAUCGCUCAGCAGAGCCGCUACCGUAUGCGGAGCGCGGCCACCCCGCCCCCCCCCCCCCACACGCUGACGUAGUGGAGGCGUUGUGUGAGUGUUGGGCACUGGGAAGCCGGGUGAGGAAUAUUACGAGAUGACGAGGUCACAUGACCAAGUGUCCGUCGCAGACUGCACUCCCAAGUCGCCGCGCGUCUUGGCGGCGCGACACGACGUCGCCGCCGGUCCACACGGGCGCAGGAUAAAUAAUAAGCCGUUCCGUUUUAACAAAGGCGAGGGUUUUGUUUUUACGUAUAAUGCAUAGCUUUAACAAAAAUAAUAGACCCCCGUUGUUCAUGCGUAUGUGAUGAUGAUGAUACAGAGGCUUGUAAUAUUGUGUUGUCAGUCACUUUUUGUAAAAAAAAAAGAAACACUAGACAAAAAAUUGCACAGACUACUGUGAAAACUGACUUGCCCUUACAUUUGACUACAUUGCUUGAAGAGAAUGUUGCUUCCAAAAUGUUAUAACAUGAAUAUGUUUAUUUUUGCAUAUGAAUUGUGUAUUUCACCGUUUAUUUUACAAAGUUUCCUUUAAGCAAGAGAGGUGCAAUGUGCUUGCUGUAUAUAUGUACACGGUGUGCGUACACACGGAGCCGGCUUUUCAUUUGUGCCUUCAUUUGUUUGCUGUGUCGCACACGGAAGUGCCGCUUCACGGGACGAACGCGUGUUCUUCUGUUCACUUUCGUUUUCGUCGGCGUCCUGUGACUCUUACUAAUCGUUGAACGUGUUGGGUCGUUACUGCGUUCUUCCACGGACCCCUCCACUGCAGUGAGAAUAUACUUUCCGUGACUGCCGGUGGUGUGCCUGCUAAUCAAAUGCGCAGAUUAAAAUGCACAGGAAAAGUGAUGGUUUCUUGGGUGUUGCAACAAAGAAGAAGAAUGAAAUUAAAGCGAGCGAGGGAGAUUUCCCCCCCCCCCCCCCCCCCCCCCAGAAAAUGUGCGAUCCCACUUGGGCGUUGAUCUUCGCAGAGGACGGCAAGAGUGCCCAGCACACCAUGGUCUGUGGAAGUUCUAAAUGUCCUUUCGUCCGAGCGCAAGUUGUGGAAAUCCAUACUCAUGACAUCCACUGCCUUCCAGCACGCUGAUGCCACUGAAAAUAAUUGUAGUUUAUAUGUGGGAGAGACAAAAUAUAAAAUGUGUUUUUUUGGGGGAGGGGGGGGGGGUGUUUGUUCUGCUGAACAGAGAAAAACAAUUGCCGUUUUGGCUGGCAGUGUGGACCACAGAAUUGAGCCCCAUCUUGAAGGAGGGCAUCUGUUUGAAUGUUGAUGCCGUCCUCUUGUUUUUCAAUGAUCUAACAAAAUGAGUUUUCCUUUAAAUUCACUCGUUUCUAACUUGUGUAUCUGAUAAAUGAGUGUCCGCUAAGUUGAAUUUGAUGAGGUUCACCGUUCUCAAGUUCAGCACACUCGAGUGCAAAUCUUCCUUCGCCUUUUCACGUGCGUCGCGUUUGGCAGAUAUCACGACUUGAUGGGGAUUGCAAACAAGUGCUUCCAGUUAUAGCCACAAGUGAUGCUUGCAAUCACCUUAUUUUUGCCUGCAAACAAAGCUCUCGGCUCAUUUAACGCGGCGUAAGCUUACGCCACAUUAAACGCACCGAGGUGUGUGCAGUAUAUUGUAUCUGUGUCCCAAGUGUGUGGCAGCACGAUGAGAACAUAACGUUUCUCCAUCCUCUCCCAUACAAACACGAGCAGUGGUGUUGUUGCCUUUCUGACCGAAAUAUUUACUCCAUAUUUAAAGAGGUAAACAGUUUUACACACGCAAGCAAAAAAAAACGAAAUCUCGGCAAAUUUUUCCCCAUCACGCUCGCAAAAUCAAAUUGAGGUUUUCGAAAUCCCACGGCGGAACAUGAUCGGCCAAAACGCCACAGGUCCUGCGCACCGACUCUACCCUGACGUGCAGAACGGUGUCUUCAUUCUGCAGCGUGCGCGGGGCUGUGGUUCCCACCGCUGCUGUGGCAAAUGGCAAUUAGAAAGGGCAAAGUUGUUCUCGCGUGAAUCUCCCUGCGCUUGUCUGCCAGGCAUUGGUGAACACGUUCAGGCCUCAGAUGAUAAUGGAGCCUCUCAUUUCAAGUUUAUUGUGAGAACCACAUAAUAGGUUUAUAAUUAUUUUUAUUGGUGGGUUUUUUUAUAAAGUGCCUGCAUGUUUGUUUGGGGGUGGUCCAAUGAGCUGUGUGUGUAACAUAGUCACGUCCUGAAGCUGUGUGCGUCUACAUGUUAGGUUUUCCACACCAACACAAGUGCUAAUUAUGAUCGUACAAAGUUAAAGGGAAAACGUCAUGGAAAGACUCCAAAUGUCUCUUUUUCGAUAUGAGAACAUACGGAGGUCCAGUAACGUCAUUCAAACUGUUAAUACAUGUUAAGUGUGCUGGGCUUGGGCAGGCCACGUCACUCGAAAGGAUGAUGGACGAUGGUUACAAUGGAGUGGCAGCCGAGGAAUGGAAUGCGUCCCGACAGUACGUCCACUGGGGGAGAUGGAGCGGUAAAUUUGGCUCGCGUGCGGGUGCGUGGUGCGUUGGCAAAGUCGCAGGAUCGUGAGAGAGGACAGCGUCUGGGGCAGGCCUUCGUCCAUCGGUGGAUUGAUCGUGGCUGAUGAUUAUGAUGAUUAAAUGUGUACCCUAACGUGCAUGUUCUGGCAUAUCCCUUGUGAGGUUCAAGCCUCGUUAAUGAGAGCAAUGUACUGAUUUACACUCACGGGAGAGUGCAGCCGCAGUGGCGUCACCGCGGCGACGACGUUAUCUUUACAAUUAACGCCGGUAACGUCGCUGUAGCAGCGCGCAUGACUUUUACCUUAAUUUCUCUCUUUUCUCAUUAACGAAGCUUUGAGCUUCGUGUCUGGGCAGCCUGGGACGCGCAGCCUACGUGUGUAAGCGGGAGAUAAGAGCUAAUUUGUGCUUUGGGUUGCCUGUUCCUUUAAGUCCCCUGUUUUUGUGUUUUUUUUUUAAUCUGGUAACUUCUUUGUCUUGGCAGGAGCCUGCAGGCCAGUGGCCAGUCUGCAUUAAACAUCCUUAAUGGAAAAAUAUCCCAAAGUGCACACUGUUUUAGACAACAAACGAAAGGAAAGUGUCACUAAAGGUGGUUUAUUUAACGACCAGAAGAUUCCCGUUUGUCCUCGGUAGCCUGGAUGCUUGUGGUUGUUGUAGUCUUAUGAGUUAGACCAAUGUUAUGCAACACUGAAAGUCGACUGAUUUCUGUAUAGUAUCAUCGUAGAACAGCUGCUCCACAUUGGCAAAUGCAAAACAUUGGUCUCGGACAACAAUGCCUUUAGGUAUGAAAGACAUUUUUGCCCACCUUUUCCCCUUAUUAUCAGUAAUGAGAAUCGAGCAAUGAGUACACUUGAUGUCCUUAAAAAUCAGGAUGAUUGUACAAUACAUUUUUUUUAACAAAAUUUGGUAGGGACAUUACCCGGAGCGUGGUCACGACUAAGUUCGCCAGAACUACGGCUCGCCCACGUUUGUUUUCCUCUCUCCAUUCACUCAUCGGACUCGAUGACCGAGUCCAAUGACCUUCUUGACCCCCUCCCCGUGUGACGCACGCGUGCGCCAAUUGAUGCUUGCCCCCCCCCCCAUUCCACACUGGUGGUCGUCAUAACCCCACUCGGCCUGCGGGUAAACUCGCCCAGCCAUCGCAUCCUAUCCGUGUCUUCGUUGAACACAGGCUGCUAGUUUGGGGUCGGGGGGGGCGUUAUUGAACGUAAGGACGGUUUCUCUGUUAAGAAUGCGCAUUGCUCCUCUGAGUUACCGCCACGUGACGCAUCGCAGAUCCGGCACCCAGGUGCGUCCCUGACGCGCACAUAGGGGGGCUCUUUUGACAGCUGCAAAACACGCUGACAGGAAGGCCACGGGCUGGCGCUUCGGCAGCCAGAAGCCGAAACCAUCCGACUCGCGUGCCUAAUUAGCCAGACAAGUCGUGCCAUUACGUGGCACGUUAUGUACAGUAAUUGGGCCGCGUCCUGACGUCUUAAUUUGCCUCUCAAUAUGUUUCGCCCCACCCGCCGCCGCCGCCCCCCUCCGCAAGUCCCACCGCGUAGUGGGGAAGGACCUUCGCAGUCAGCGUCCGUGGGUCGUUGGCGAGAAUCCGUUGCAGCGAGCGACUCGUGAAGCGAGAGCGCAUUCGCCGUUGGGGAAGGAACACGCAGCUCGUGGCCUCUGGAGCGUCUUGCGUCCCCUUGUUCAGCUCACGCAGCAUUAAUCCCAAUACGCUAAUCGAGGAGGUGGGGGGGUGUGGGGGAUGCUGCGAUGGUGUAACGGGGAUAGCACGCUCAAAUAGCAGUCCACAGAUCGCCGGUUCUGUCUCCCAGCGCAGCAGUUGAAACCGUGGGCACGUUUCUCACUUGCGCCACCUACUUCUGUUCAGCCCUGAGUGUCACCAGUGCCCCACGGUAAAGCAGCAGCAGCAGGUCACUCAGCUGCUUGGGAUGCACAGCUCCCACCUUCCCGUCCGCAUUUUGUCUUUGGGAUCGGCUUCUCGGUUCCUGUGGAUAUUUUUCGUGCAGCGAAGGGGGUUUUUGUCGUUGUUAAAGUCUUUCCGACCAAUACACUUUACAAUCAAGAAUGGCCAGCGUCCUCUUGAGGGCCUGAAGUUGUACAUGCCCCUCCCCAGCCCUCGUUCCCCUUGUGUGCUGUGUACUGCACGCAAUGCAGAAUUUCCUCUUGAGGAUUUCCUCCAGUAGGAUUGGCAACUAGAGUUGUGUGGGUAUUCCGUACACAUCCAUCGGUCUUCUCCCCAGUGGGCUGUAAACUGGACAACAAUUGGCUUCGUCAUUUGAUGUUGCAAAAGGGGUAGGAGCGUGUUUGUCCCAGCAAAUGUCCCGAUCCCAGCAAAUGUCCCGAUCCCAGCGUCAUACGGUUUGGGAAGUGUGACUUGCCCUGCUGGGAGUGCGCGUGCCGAAUGCGUCAAGCAUCUUUUUAAAAAUAUAUUCCGGUUAUGUAUGGAAGUGAUUCUGAGGCCACAUGUUUUUUACCAUUCUAACAACCUAUGUUUUAUCUAAAAGGAAUCAAAUGUGUGUGAGCAGAAUUAGUCGACAUCUAAGUGUUGUGUAAAUGUCCCCGUGUCAAGUUCAAAGUAACGAAACAAGCCGCUGUGUGCAGGGUUGUGGCACGCGUCUCAGCGCGGCUCGAUUCAUUCCAGGAGGUUCAUUUAUUCCAGCCGUAGUAUUACGCUCAACCCGGAAUUCAGCGAUGCCCAUCCAUUUGUUUUACCCAAUAUUCUCCCUUCAUAUAAAAACACAACUGUGCAGUGCACUUCCUGAAUGGGGGGGGGGGGAGAGAAAAAACACGAUGAAAGGCGUGCCAUUGUUACACGCAACAACAACAACAACAAAGAAGUGAUUUACAAUCGUGGAAUUAAUUUGUCCUCCACGGAUGGGACAAAUGCGAGUCGCGACCUGAGCGCACGCGGGAAUCAGGAACGUAAAGGGGGCGGGGGGCGGGUAGCACUGCACGCGCGGCCCCGCGUAGGGCUCAUCUCCACCUGUCACCCCUCCCCCGAGUCUUACGAAGCGCUUUUUUUGUCCAGUAUCAACAAUUAAGGCCACGCGAGUUCGGAACAAUGGGGCCGGGGUACGCGUUGCUGCCGCGGUCUGGGUUUUCACACCCGCUCUCGUGAAGCAACACACGCACACACGCGCGCGGGGCGUUCUUAAUUAGCGCCCGCGACCUUCUGUUCCGUCCGACCUUGGCGUUAUCCGCUUGUUCGUGGCUAGGAGGGGUCCUUAUCACCCUGAGUCGAGGUGGGAGUUGCUGAUGACGGUGGAGGUGGUCUCGGCUGUGAAUUGUAACCUCUUGGGAGCGGGCGGUCGCGGAACGGAGUGGACACUUGCUGGCGAUUUUUUUUUCAACAAGAUCUGAUCACGGCCAAAUUACAUUUGUAGAUUUAAUCUUGAGAAUUUCACAGUGAUAAGGCUUGACUGAGUUCGAACGCUGUACCAGGCCAUAAUUGGAUGGUCAACAUUGACCCAGAAAAAUUGUGUGAUUUGGUUUAGCCUAUUUAAUUUGUUUGGCCCGGCUGAUAUGACGGGGAGGUUAACUACUUUGUUAAUCCGGCUAUAGACUCCGCUGGGGCUAUCCCUUGCCCCACAGUCCCAUCGUGAAUUGAAUAAAGAAUAGCAAUCUCAAGUGGCAUGUUCAUCAUCACGAUCCAUGGGCAAUAGGCAUCCACUGCACAUUUCCUCACGUGUUUCUACUUUCCUCUGCCUAGUGCCAAUAUGCUCAAGUCGUGCACCCGUUCACGUGAUGUUUACGCUUAAGUAGUGCAGCUUAAGGCAAAAUGUCACCGUGGUGUUUUCUAGAAACAGCCACUGACUUUCUACCACCCGGUCCACUUUGUGACUGCUUUGCUUAUAAUUAAUUGGGGCACGUUUACCAAAUUCCAUGUAUUAGGCCGCUCGCUACCUGCUAGGACACCAUCACAUCACUGGCCUAUCGCCCAACCUCAUCAGGUUAUUUCCUAAUCGCUUAACCUCAACUUGUCGUAACGGUGAACAAAAUAUAUCGAUAUGAAAUGAACCGCACGUGCACAUGCGAGAGUGAGCCUGUGAACAAGGGGACUUUGACCCCCCUCCCUCCCUCCCUCCCUUCUCCUCCUCCUCCUCCUCUGGUCGGCGAAUGCUGCACAUUGUCAUCCCGUAACGAGUAGUCGAUGAAUUGCGCAAGACCGUCGCCACUUACCGGCCCAUUCAAAUGGAAGGAGAGUAAAUAAAUAAAUAACGAGGCGCGGGUCAACCCCCACCCCCCGAACAACUCGGGGUCGGCCUUGUGUAUGAACACGUUAGCGGGGCUGUCUAUAAUUAACGAGGUGUUUCGCUUACGGACUAGCAAGCCGGAACGGAAUUUCAAUUUCCGCAUGGACUUACGUUGACACUGAUGCAUAACCGCUGUAUAUGGAGAGCAAUAGGCCUUACUUGUAUGCGCCACAGUGAUAUAUAAAUACCAUAGUAUAUAUAAAUGUGUGGUGGUAUCUCAUGUACAUGCCACGUUGUACGUGCGUGUGUGUGGCCGUGUGUGUGGCCGUACUGCCGCCUAUGAGGACCCCCCCCCCCGUCCCGAAGCGACGGGGCUCAACUUGCUGUGAUGUGUGUAUCGUGCUUCUUCUUCUACCUAUGGGGAGGUGGCACACUCGCCCGUUGAUCGUCAGACGCAUUGUGCAAAGAUGUUACGCAACAUUUUAAAUGGUGAAUAAAAACAACGAAAGCUGUUGCCGCU
Lethenteron reissneri (Far Eastern brook lamprey) is the source of this 14824-nucleotide messenger RNA. Its product is annotated as semaphorin-6A-like. Gene Ontology annotation, molecular function: chemorepellent activity; semaphorin receptor binding. The record is from RefSeq and is a predicted model, not a curated record. Gene Ontology annotation, biological process: axon guidance; positive regulation of neuron migration; semaphorin-plexin signaling pathway. NCBI's taxonomy places the organism in Eukaryota, Metazoa, Chordata, Hyperoartia, Petromyzontiformes, Petromyzontidae. Gene Ontology annotation, cellular component: plasma membrane.